AUGAUGGAAACUAUUCCGACGCUGACGGCUUUCCUAGAAUUCGUGGAACAACGAGUUUAUACGCUGGAAACCUCUCGUGGCUCAUCAUCUCAACCUGCAAAUCGGUCAGCAUCACGAACCUCACCUCGCAGUACCAGCCUUGCUGCGACGAACAGGGUGGCGAAACCCAUUUGUGCAGUUUGCGGCGAGGGUCAACAUAGACUUUUCUGCUGCAGACGAUUCAACAACUUAUCCGUGGCCGAUCGCAUUGAUUGGGUUAAACGUCUUGUUCGAUGUGAGAACUGCCUUCGUGAAGGUCACGGGACUACCGGCUGCUCAUACGGUACGUGUAAGCAGUGCAAUCAGCGACAUCAUACACUCCUCCAUGAGGACCGAAGACAUACACCAGCACAAAUUCCCGGUGAAGUGAGGAACCAUCUAUCGUACAACGACGCAUUCUGUUCUGUAUUCCUCGCAACCGCUAUCGUGAAUGUGCUGGAUGCUUCAGGAAAUCUCUGUCCAGCCAGGGCUCUACUGGAUUCCGGUUCACAAGCGUGCUUCAUAACCACCGACUUGUCCAAGAAGUUGGGCCUGGACAGACGUCACAUCAAUCUACCACUUAGGGGAAUCUCUGGACUAGCGACCAGAAUCCACGAAGCCGUAUCGGUGACAAUCCAGUCACGUAAUUCCGACUUCCGGCAGCAGACGGAGUGUGCUAUCCUCGACAAAAUCUCCGAACCUAUCCCACAUCAAGCGGUGAACAUCACUCAAUGGGGUAGUCUAGCAGAUCUCGCGCUUGCGGACGUGCUAUUCCACAUUCCCGGUAACAUCGACCUACUCAUUGGUGCCAGCAUGUAUUACCACCUGCUUGAAACGGAACGGAUUUCACUGGGACCAUCACAACCAAUCCUGCAAAGAACCAAACUAGGCUGGAUCGUAGCAGGAUUUCAUAUACCAGAGGAAAGACUAAAUCCUACCUCUUCAAACUUUUCUACACGAGUAGAAGCACCAGAAGAACCUGUAAAUCUUAAUCAGCUAGUCGCCAAAUUCUGGGAGCUGGAGGAUUUCAAGCCGACCACACGCUUGACCGUCGAAGAGCAGUUGUGUGAAGAUCACUUCCAAGCACAUACUACGCGAGACUCAAGUGGACGCUACGUGGUGAAGCUGCCAUUUCGCAAGGAUCCAUCCAACAUAGGCGACACUAGAUAUUCGGCGUUGCGACAAUAUCACGCAUUGAAAAGGAGACUGAACAACAAUCCAGAACAUAAACAGCUGUAA
This is a messenger RNA of Toxorhynchites rutilus septentrionalis, 1257 nucleotides long. RefSeq lists its product as uncharacterized. The transcript has a single exon. NCBI's taxonomy places the organism in Eukaryota, Metazoa, Arthropoda, Insecta, Diptera, Culicidae. The coding region runs from base 1 to 1257 and encodes 418 amino acids. The record is from RefSeq and is a predicted model, not a curated record.